AUUGUUAUAUACCAUCCCAUCUUCUAGCGUUCCCUUCAGUGCUUGAACAGGAACGUCCCUUGGUAGCCUACAAAGUUGAACAGUCGGCCUCUGGCUAAUGGAACUCGUUCAGUUCCUUGAUUGUUGGGCCAGAUCUUGCUAGUUUGUUCCUGGUUGUUCGGGUGGCUUGCAAAUCACAUCUUCUGUUUCGGCGAUCCUUGUAAGAUCAUGGCUGUCACACGUCCCUUAUGUAUCAUUUGCGAUACAGUCGAAGGCAAAUACAAGUGCCCUCGAUGUAGCACGUAUACCUGUUCCCUAACCUGCUCUCGUGAGCACCGUGAUAACCACCCAGCUAUUGAAGAGAAGCCAAACCCCACGGAAAGCAGUGAUGUAGCUAGAGUGGCGCAAGCUGCCCCUUCAGAAGAACAAAAACCUGCCAAAAUAUCCGAAAUUGCCGACUCGCCAGAGUACAAGGCGCUGCUCCAGCGGUAUCCGGACCUAGAGUUAUAUCUCUGGGACAUUGCCACAGCCACGGACCCUCCUAAGCCUAGCCACGGCGGUAACAUUGCUCGUAAGGCGAAGCAACCGUGGACCCAGGAAGUGGGGAUGAACAACGCUGUUCACCUCGUACAGUCUAUCAAAGCAUCUCCAGGGGACGUUAGAGACGCCCUCCGAGAGUUCAGCGAUAUAGUGUCCAUUUUCAAGACAAGGUUACAAGCCCACGAUGACCAAAUGCGGAAGCGCAGAGCAGAGGACGUUGAGAUAAUCAAUAAGCUGUUACGAGAGGAGAAAUCCUGAGGCAUUUCUUCUACUUACACCCCACGGUUGUUAGCUCGGGCGUGCCAGUCGUCUGGCGGGUUUCCUACUGCUAAAGAUAAUAUCACUAUACAAGAAACAGAGAUUUCUUGUAAUGAUCUAUUCAGGCUGUGUACGUCAUGUCCUGCCUUAAGUUUGCUUUAAGCUACUAUGACUGAUAUAGCCAAUCAGACCCCAAUAUUCAUCCAGUUAGCUCACACCCACUACGCAUAAGUUGACCACAAUCUUCGCCACCGGUCACUGUUGAGACAUUGAUGGGGAAUCUGACCCUAGUCAUGUGUAUUGCAUGAGCGGAUUUCAGUCAUCAGCCUCGGCGACGCAUUAGUGGUGAAUAAGUUGCCACUCGGCGUCAUGUCACAGGACGUGUUUCCUUUCGGAAUGGCUGCCCGUUUGUUGACGCCCAGCCUACGAGUUCUCACAUGGGUGGUUAGUUACACGGUUCCCCGGCAUUAGGUCUUACUUUGAUUCCCACUACUUCUGAUAUCUGUGAUGUACUCUGAACGACCUUGUCAUACGUACAACAGAUGUGUACUGGACAAUAUGUAAAGUAUAGGCCAUGGACAUACAGGAAGAUGAAGGGAGGAGGAGAAUAACCUGUAUUAUAAACCGUGCUAUACUCUAAAGUAUUUUUAUCAUUACAUUGUGACUUCGAGAAACCUGUUAAAACCUAGG
Xylaria bambusicola is the source of this 1467-nucleotide messenger RNA. RefSeq lists its product as uncharacterized. The record is from RefSeq and is a predicted model, not a curated record. Lineage: Eukaryota; Fungi; Ascomycota; Sordariomycetes; Xylariales; Xylariaceae. The transcript has 3 exons. Gene Ontology annotation, biological process: box C/D snoRNP assembly; maturation of LSU-rRNA from tricistronic rRNA transcript (SSU-rRNA, 5.8S rRNA, LSU-rRNA); snoRNA localization. Gene Ontology annotation, cellular component: nucleus; pre-snoRNP complex. The coding region runs from base 208 to 777 and encodes 189 amino acids.